ACAGACAAUUUGAUCGAAGAAUUGAUGCGUUUCGUUUGCAUUUUGCUGUAAUUUGAUGUAUUAACAGCGCCUCCCCGGUGUGUUUCAGCGCCGUCCGCCGCCGCCGGCCGCCAUGUCCCCUCCGGGCGGCAAGGUGCUGCUGAGGACCGGGCCCGGGGUACGGCCGCACGUGCGGCGCGGCCAGCUGCUUCUCUCUGCCCAGCCAUUCGUCUAUGUCCUCAAAUCCGACGGUCUCCGCGUGCGCUGCUCCUACUGCCUGGAAAAGCGGGACCAUCUGCACCGGUGCUCCGGGUGCCAGGUGAUGUAUUUCUGUGACCGCGAGUGCCAGAAGCGGGCCUGGAGCGAGUUCCACCGAUCGGAAUGCGCCCGUCUGAAGAAGGUGUCUCCGCGUCUGCCGCCCGACACGGCGCUGCUACUGGCGCGACUCAUCGUCAAACUGAGGAACGGCGGUGACCGCAUCUCGGACCGUAUCACGGACACCCGGCACCGCUCCUUCAAGGAUCUCAUGUCUCACUACCGCGACAUCAAGGCUACUCCGCGGCGGAUGGAGCACGUGGCCGCGCUCACCGUCGUGCUGAGGUCGUUCCUCGGGCCGGACAACUUCCCCAACGACUCCGAGCUGGCCGGCAUGUACGGACGGGUGUGUGUCAACGGCUUCAACAUCCUGGACGGCGAGAUGCUGCCGGUGGCGACAGGCAUCUACCUGUCCGCCUCCAUCAUCGACCACUCGUGUCAGCCGAACGCGGCGGCCACCUUCAACGGCCGGACGCUGAGCAUCCGGGCCACCGAGCCCAUACCAGACUUCACCUGGGAGAAGGUCCGUAUCAGUUACAUCGACACAAUGGCCGACACGGAGACCCGGCGCCGAGAGCUGCGGAACGGCUACUUCUUCGACUGCGACUGCGUGCGCUGCUCGGCCGCCGCCGGCUCUGCCCCGGGCGGGGGCGGGGGCGGCGCGGCGGCCGGCCUGGAGCGCGCCCUCCGCUGCGGCUCGGCAGACUGUCCGGCCACCGUGCCGCUGCCGCCGGACGGAGCGGCGCCGCGGUGUUCCCGCUGCCGCUACCAGGGCUACCCGGCCGACAUCGGAGCCGAGUUUGACGAGAUCGCCCGGCUCACCAGGACUUACGCCCAGGACAACACCGUCUACUACGACUUUUGCCUGCGGCUGCUGCAGCGUCAGGAGGCGGCCAUGCUGCAUCCGCUGAACGUCUACCGCGUCAAGACGCUGGACCUGACGCUGGAGGCCGCCAUCAGCACGGACAUGUGGGAGCGCUGUCUGGAGCUGGGCAGCAAACUCGAGGACGGAUACAGGACGUUCUACGGACCGUGCAGCCCGCUGACGGGCAUCUUCUACCUGAAGGUGGGUAAGAUCGCGCUGUACCGGUUCCAGCACGCGCUGGCGGCGCGCUGGCUGCGUCGGGCGGCUGCCGUGCUCCGUGUCACUCACGGAUCGGACCACCCCGUGUAUGCCGAGCAGCUGGCGCCGCUGCUGCAGCAGCUGUCGGCAGAGACGGCCGGCAGGGAACGCGGCGACGAACUGGGCGACGGUGGGGACUAGGGAGAGGAGAGGGGUCGUGGGGAGGGGGAUGUGGACGGCCCGGGGAGGGCGCUGAAAGGGCUGGUUGAGGGAGGACGUGCCAACGUCUGUGUGUGCUCGCAAGGUUUGACAAAAUUGCCGUCCUCAGAAAUCAUACAUUCAUUAGCUUUAGGAUUAGCUUUAGGUGCACUUUCCUUUUUCCCAAACUCACUCUUCUAUGAGCUUCGUCUUUCAAAUGUAUUCUUUCUCAGAUUACGUCCUUCCGGUUACCGAAUUUACGUAAGAUAUUUCAUUUCAAUGCUUUCAUCUCGGAGUUCUGACUGUAAGGUAGCUUUGCUAAUUUUGUACGCCUGUUUUUACGAUGGUCCUUUCUCCUUUGAGCAUUUUUAUGUUGCUGAGUGAUGCCGGUUAGCUCUCCGCCCAGUCCGGCUCUUUCCCCCAUUCUCAUGUUGUGUCUUCCACCACGUUUUUGCGUAGAUAGGCAUCGCUGUUCGCACUGCCACGCCCCAUGCUGCUGUGAUUUUUUUCGUAAAGAGUGUAACAUAUUAGUAUGUUGUGAUAUACCCGUUGUCGAACUAGUGUGGGAUGAGGUUUAGUGUCCCUGUGUCAAAUAGUGCUAACGGCCUGUUAGCUUGCGUGUGUUCAUCUAGUGCUGGCUGUCUCACGUGAUUGACAUCCAUUCUGUGUGUGAACCCAUUUGAUGUGAUCGAUAGUGUGUAAUGAUGUACGUUCAACACAACUCACUUAUGACAAUACAAACAAAUAUCAACAAA
This is a messenger RNA of Amphibalanus amphitrite, 2310 nucleotides long. Its product is annotated as histone-lysine N-methyltransferase SMYD3-like. NCBI's taxonomy places the organism in Eukaryota, Metazoa, Arthropoda, Thecostraca, Balanomorpha, Balanidae. The transcript is spliced from 9 exons. The record is from RefSeq and is a predicted model, not a curated record. Gene Ontology annotation, cellular component: nucleus. Gene Ontology annotation, molecular function: protein binding. The coding region runs from base 113 to 1558 and encodes 481 amino acids.